Talaromyces rugulosus is the source of this 2271-nucleotide messenger RNA. RefSeq lists its product as uncharacterized. Bases 1 to 2271 code for a protein of 756 amino acids. Gene Ontology annotation, cellular component: spliceosomal complex. Gene Ontology annotation, molecular function: mRNA binding. Gene Ontology annotation, biological process: mRNA processing. The record is from RefSeq and is a predicted model, not a curated record. NCBI's taxonomy places the organism in Eukaryota, Fungi, Ascomycota, Eurotiomycetes, Eurotiales, Trichocomaceae. The transcript has 5 exons.
AUGUACAAUCCUUACCAAGGUUCCAAUCCUUAUGGACGGCCUCCCGACUUUGGCAGCUUCCCAGGCGCGCCUCCUGGCAUGGGCGCGCCUCCUGGGAUGUCAGCUCCUGGAACAGCCCCCCCUCCAGGCAUGCAACAAGCGAACAUGCAACAGCCCGGCCGCCCAGGCGGGUUUCCAGCCAACUUUCAACCUCCUCCCAACAUGCCGAAUAUCAACUUUUCCGCUCCCGUGAUUCGUCUGGGCACGUCCGGCCCUGCCAAAACAUCGACACCGGAGGUGACGGGACGAGGGCCAGAACAACCGGGUCGGCGUGCAGGUCUGGGUUCUGGGAACGUCGAGUCGCAGCGUCAAACGAUCCGAGAUGCCAUGAUGCAGCUACAACCGCCGACAAAAGAGGAGAUAUUGCGCACUGUUUUUGUUGGCGGAAUCACCGAGGGGACGGGUGGCGACGAUGGAGUUGAGCGUAUCUUGCGUUGUGCAGGCAAUCUGAAACGCUGGAUCCGUGCUACCGACGCUGAUGAUAAACCUUGCAAGUUUGGCUUUGCCGAAUUUGAAGACCCCGAGAGUCUAAGUGUCGCUGUGGAGGUCCUUGGGGAUGUCGAGGUACCUGUAAAGCGACAGAUGCCGCGCGAAGUCGAUGAUGAAAAGGACACCGAGGUGGAAAAAUCGAGGCUUCUAGUUGUAUUUGACGAAGCUACUCUCAAAUAUAUCGAACAAUACCAAGAAUCCAAAGGCGAGGAACAAGACGCCAAACUCCAACCGCGCAUUGAGUCUGCCCGUCAAAAUGUAGCCUCUGUUAUAUCCGACCUAACCCACCCUACUGUCCCCAUUCAGGCCGAAGAUGUAUCGGCUGUCGAUCGUGACGGUGACUUGUCCAUGCAGGAUGCAGAGGGCAAAGAUGGUGAGGUGGUUACUAUCCCAAUAACGGCCGAAGAUGAACUCUCAGAUAUCCCCGCUGAGAUGCGAGAAAACGUUGCCAGAGAAAUCACUGCGUUCCGCGAGAGAAGCAACCGUCGGGAUCUUGAGCGUCUUCGCCGGGAAGAAGAAAUUGAAUCAAUGGAACGCGCUAGGAACGCUGGAGGGCGCAUCAACAGAUUAGCCUCUCCACCACUGUCAGCACCUAGUGGGCCUUCUGGGGGAGCAAACGGCAUUCCUCUCGGUCCACGCGAUCGGUCAAUUGCCAAUGCCCCUUCAGGACCCAAAGGGUUUGGAGUGCAAAUACCCAAGGACUACCAGAAAGGAGUCGCUUUUGUCAAUGGAAGCGGAACUGGCAUUGAUUAUGAAGACGAAGACACAGACGCCAGCGAUGAGGAACUCGAACGACGAAGGCAAAGCAAAAAGAAAGCAGAGGAAGAAAAGCAAUUCUUGGAUCAAGAACGAAGAUGGCUCAAUCGUGAGCGCAGUCGCACUGCAGCUAUUGAACGAGAGAGAAACCGAGACAAGGCAGACGAUGCCAAAUCCGAGGAAGACAAACAAACAAUGGCCAAAUUCCUGGCUGAAUGGGACGACGAUGUUGAGAGUAGUCGAAGGGCCGAGGAAUACUACGCAGACCGUGGAGCUUGGGUUCGAAGCCGAAUGAAUAUUCGCGCCAGAGAGAUCAAAGCCGACGAGGUCGACCGGGCAGCCGAGGAACGUGAAAGGGCCAAAUCUGCCCACCAACGAGAACAGGCACGCGGUAUGGCUGAUGACUUUUUGGCUCGCCAGGCCGAAGAACUGGAGACGACGCGCAAGGAGGCACCAAGAGAGCCACAACGAUUCAAGCUUUCGCUCGGUGCAGCUGCCCAGCAGAAAGCUCAAGCUGCUACUACUCGCCGUACUGUGGCCGAAGUCGAAGGCCUACUGGAGGACGAAGAGGAAACAGAUUCCACCGCCAAGCGCACUCUUGUCCCCAUCAAAUUCGAUUCUGCGGCCGAAGCAUCUGGUCUAUCAGACGAAGAGAGGGCGCAAGCAGCGAGGCAGCUUGCCGCGGAGAUCCCCACGGACAAGGAAGGUCUGUGGAAGUGGCAGGUCAAAUGGGAGUUUGUCGACGAGUCUGUACUUGGAGACCAGCUUAAACCGUUUGUGGAGAAGAAGAUUAUGGAGUAUCUCGGUGUGCAAGAACAGAUGUUGGUGGACGUGGUUGAGGAGCAUAUUCGCAGCCACGGUCACCCACAGGAGCUGAUUGAGCAGUUGGCAGAGGCCCUCGACGAGGAAGCAGAGGUGUUGGUCAAAAAGCUUUGGCGAAUGAUUAUUUUCUUCUCCGAGAGCGAGAAGCGCGGUCUUUCUGGAUAG